AUGGCUUCUGUGUCAGUUUCUUUCCCAAAAUACAUGUCCCAUAUUCCCACAAGACACGCCGGUCACUUGGCUGAACUAUGUAUUGUUCCACGAAAUCUUUCACUCAUGAAACAAGGGUCUGUCAGAGAAUUGAGAAUCGUUAGAAGUUCUAAUCAAACCGAACCUUUGAUUGAUUGUACUAAUAAACCAUCAGAUAUUCCUCUUCUGUCUUGCUCAGAGGCUACUGAAAGGUUAAAACAAAACAGAGAAAAACACAAAGGAAAGCAGCAAUUCCUGGCCAUGUACUCUAGCAUUUAUGGUGGAACAGUAACCGAUGCAGCAGCUAUGGCGAUCCCUAUGGAUGAUCACAUGGUUCAUAGGGGGCAUGGUGUCUUUGAUACUGCUGCAACAAUGAACGGAUACCUCUAUGAAUUAGAGCAACAUUUUGACCGUAUUAUAAGGUCAGCAUCAAUGGCAAAAAUUGUUCUUCCAUUUGAUCGAGAGACUAUAAGAAGAAUUCUUUUACAAACUGUAAGUGCUUCUAAGUGUAUAAAAGGAUCACUAAGAUAUUGGAUUUCAGCUGGACCUGGUGACUUUCAACUAUCACCUUCUGGCUGUAACCAACCAGCUCUUUAUGCAAUCGUGAUUGAAGAUCAAUCUUUGUUUGAUUCAAAAGGCAUCAAAGUAGUUACUUCAUCGAUCCCCAUUAAACCUCCCCAGUUUGCCACCACGAAGAGUGUAAAUUACCCUCCAAAUGUGCUUUCAAAGAUGGAAGCUGAAGAAAAAGGUGCAUAUGCAGCAAUUUGGCUGGAUGAAGAUGGAUUCGUUGCUGAAGGGCCUAAUAUGAAUGUGGCAUUCGUUACAAAGGAAAAGGAACUCUUGAUGCCCAACUUUGACAAAAUUUUGAGUGGUUGCACGGCUAAGAGAUUUUUGACUCUUGCGGAGGGACUGAUGACAGCGGGGAAGCUUCAUGGAAUAAGAGUGGAUAAUGUGAGUGUUGAGGAAGGGAAAAGAGCAGAUGAAAUGAUGCUUAUUGGCAGUGGAAUCCUUGUUCGCCCUGUAGUGCAAUAGGAUGAACAGGUCA
Durio zibethinus is the source of this 1063-nucleotide messenger RNA. Its product is annotated as D-amino-acid transaminase, chloroplastic-like. Gene Ontology annotation, molecular function: catalytic activity. The record is from RefSeq and is a predicted model, not a curated record. Lineage: Eukaryota; Viridiplantae; Streptophyta; Magnoliopsida; Malvales; Malvaceae. Gene Ontology annotation, biological process: carboxylic acid metabolic process.